AUGAGGAGCGACCUAGCAGAGCUGUGCCGAAGAAGCGGGGACCCAUGGCGGCACAGCCAACAGACUCUCCGAGUCGCCGACGGAGCCGAAACCGUCACCGAGGGCGAGAUCAAUGUCCGAGCCACCAUCAACGGCCAACCCGUCCAACACCGCUACGGGGUGUUGUCCACCCUCAGCCAAACCAUCCUGCUGGGGAUGGACACACUGGGCCGAAUGCAGACCAGCAUCCGGAUUAAGCCAUGGCAGUGGGACUGCCCAGACGAAGCUGAGGCCAUCGAACCGACCGGACCCACCGAGUACACGCCAGCACAACAGCAGGCCCUGCAGCAGCUCCUGGAUGAGGAGCUCCGAAAGUUCCAAACCCUGCGGCCCACCACUACCUGGGCCACCCACCGUCUCCGCAUGAAAGAGGGGGCGGAACCAACCAAACACCGCUACACGCCCCGCAACCCAGCCAUGCAGGCCAUCAUCAACCAAGAGGUGGACAAAAUGCUCGCCAACGGCAUCAUCGAGCCGUCCCGAAGCCCAUGGAGUUCACCGGUGGUGCUGGUACGAAAGAAGAACGGGACGUACCGGUUCUGCGUGGACUACCGCCAGGUUAACCGGCUCACGGAGAAGGACGCCUACCCGCUACCCCAGGCCCAGGACACACUAGACAAGUUGCGGGAAGCACGGUUCAUCUCGACGCUCGACCUCGCCAACGGGUACUGGCAGGUCCCGCUAGACGCCGCCAGUCGACCGAUCACCGCCUUCACCGUCCCCGAGAGGGGGCUCUUCCACUUCAAGGUCAUGUCAUUCGGGCUCCACUCCGCACCAAGCACCUUCCAGCGGCUACUGGACGAAGUAGUCGGCCCCAGUCUGGCACCCUGGUGCUUUGCCUACCUCGACGACAUCAUCGUGCUGGGACGCACCUUCGAAGAGCACCUCGCUAACCUCCGGGAGGUUUUCCGACGCCUCCGCGCCGCAAACCUCAGGCUAAACCCGGAGAAAUGCUGCUUCGGACGGACCGAGCUGAAAUACCUCGGCCAUGUAGUCACGAGCCAGGGAGUCCGAACGGACCCAGACAAGGUCCAGGCCAUCAAAGGCAUCCCGCCACCCAGGAACACGAAGGAACUCCGCCGAUUCCUGGGAACUGCCUCGUGGUACCGCCGGUUCAUACCACGAUUUGCCGACCUCGCCGCGCCGUUGAUCCGCCUACUCCAGAAACACGCCCGCUGGUGCUGGGACGCCGAAGAAGACGCCGCAUUCCACGAGCUACGGCACCAGCUCGCCAGCGCACCAGUCCUCGCAUGCCCAGACUUCACACGAGAGUUCACGCUGCAGACCGACGCCAGCAACGAAGCCCUCGGCGCAGUGCUGACACAGGAAUUCGAGGGCAACGAACACGUGGUCGCCUACGCCAGCCGGUCACUCAACAAGGCCGAACGGAACUACUCCACCACAGAGCGGAAAUGCCUAGCGAUCGUGUGGGGGAUCCGCAAGAUGCGGCCCUACCUAGAAGGCUACCACUUCUCGGUACUUACGGACCACCAAGCCCCCCGCUGGCUGCAGACGUUGGACAACCCCUCGGGCCGCCUCGCCCGAUGGAACAUGGAGCUGCAGCACUACGACUUCUCCGUACGCUACCGAAAGGGAGAACACAACCUGGUGGCGGAUGCACUAUCCCGCCAACCGGAGGACCCACCAGAAGAAGAAGCCGACGCACUAGACGAGCCCGACCAAUGGUACGACCGGACCCGACAAGCCGUGGUGGACGAUCCGGAGCGUCACCCAGAAUACCGCAUCCAGAACGCACGCCUCUACCGCCACAUCCCAGACACCUCGGGACUUCGCCCCGACCUGGAAUGGAAGGAGUGCGUACGGAAGGGCCGACGAAAAGACGUCCUGGCAGAGAACCACGACGCCCCAACCGCGGGACACUUGGGCAUCCGCAAAACCAACGCCCGGCUAGCCCAGCGAUAUUACUGGCCGGGGAUGUUCCGGGACGCCGCCCGCCACGUACGCAACUGCCAGAGCUGCCUAGCACAUAAAGUGCUCCAACAGGCACCAGCCGGGGCCAUGUAUUCGACCCCAACCAACGGCCCAUGGGAGGUAGUCACAGCCGACCUCGUGGGGCCCCUCCCGCGGUCCAAGAAAGGCCACACCACACUCCUGGUCCUCCAAGACAAGUUCACGAAAUGGGUCGAACUGCAGCCACUCCGCCAGGCCACCGCACCCGCCGUUACCCGGGCUUUCCGAGAGAGGGUGGCCAUGCGAUUCGGACGGCCAAGACAAAUCUUGACCGACAACGGGCGACAAUUCACCAGCCGAGAAUUCACGACCCUGCUCGCAACCUACGGAGUCGAGCACCGGAAGACACCGCCAUACACUCCACAGUGCAACCCAGUGGAGCGCACCAACAGGGUCCUGAAGACCAUGAUCGCCCAGGCCACGAAGACCGGCCACCGCGACUGGGACGAAUGGCUACCGGAGCUGGCCUUUGCCUACAACACGGCCCGACACGAGGCGACAGAGCAGACCCCGGCGUACCUCAAUUACGGGCGAGAAUUGGCCACCCCGGGGAGCAGCCACCUGCCCCUCCCGACCGGAGAGGACCGCACCGAAGCACUGGACCGGCUACAAGACGCGCUCGCGUUGGCCCAACGCGCACUGGCCAAAGCCCACCAAGCGCGGAAGAAGCAUUACGACUUACGAAGACGACCAUGGGCCCCAAAGGUGGGGGACCGAGUCAUGCGACGGGACCACCCGCUAUCCGCCGCCGCAGACAACUUUUACGCCAAGCUGGCCCCGAAAUUCGCCGGGCCCUUCACGGUCAGCGAACGACUCGGCCCCACCGUGGUGCGACUGCAGGAAGCCAGAGGGAAGACCCGCACGGCCUACGUGCAAGACCUGAAGCCGUGCCCCACCACCGACGAGAGCGCGACAAUAAACCGCGAGUCGCGAAACGGCCGCGGAAACCCGGGCACCAGAGGGCGAGCUCGCGGAUCGCGAACUCGCGAGGCAAACCGUCCCGCGGCACAAUAUAAAUCAAGCCGCGGCCCGACGGGACCAGACAAGUCAGUCAGCAACGAUGCCGAUAGACGACGCACAGCGAAGAAAAGCGCCAGCCACCCCGCUGGGGAGGAGAGACCCGCGACCACCGGAGGCCAGGCCACGGAUAACGCGAAUCGAGGUGGGCACGUGGCCCGUCCGCAUUGUGGGACCACCACCACGGGUCCAGGCGCCGCCACGACCCGAGCCCGGCCUAACGGCCGAGACCAUCGGCCCACCCGCCGCACCACAGCCGAUGGCACCGCAGCCGCCACCACCGGCAACCAACCUGCCGCCGCGACGGGCACGAGUGGCCCGAGCACCGCCGGGCAGCAGGACCACCACCACCACCACCACCGUCGCCCGGAGCCGGCCGCAAUCACGACCAGCUCCGGCCAAGAAGGCCACCCGGCCGCCACGACAGCAGCCGCACCGCCGACAGCACCACCGGCAACACCGCCGGCAGCCACACAGCCGCCGCCAGCACCACCAGCACCGCCAGCAACCACGCGGCCGCCGUCAGCACCACCGGCCACACCAGUGGCCCCGACAACCGGGCCUGCGGCCCAGGCACCGUCGCCGCCCUGGGCACCGCCACCGCCGAUAGCCGGCCUCCGCCGGACACCGCCCCGCCGGGCCAUUACAAGGCCCGCCACCUCGGCCAGGUUCGCGCCGACCGGGCGACCAUCGCCUGCACCAGCCAGGCCCGUACACCGGGACGCCGCCACGCAGACCGGCGCAGCCCGCCACGACAACCCCGCCAGCGGCGGGCCCCCGGUGACUCUCUCGGCCCGAAGACCAGGCGAGGCCAUCUGCAGCGCGGGCCGCCUCUCCAACCGUCGGCCCACCACGUUCACCUCUCUCUAG
Molecule: messenger RNA, 3897 nt
Organism: Osmia bicornis bicornis
Lineage: Eukaryota; Metazoa; Arthropoda; Insecta; Hymenoptera; Megachilidae
Exons: 1
Coding region: 1-3897 (1298 amino acids)
Biological process (GO): DNA integration
Molecular function (GO): nucleic acid binding
Source: RefSeq, a predicted model, not a curated record